CCAUGAGGACCAGCAGCCUCUGCGUCUUGGCGGUGCUCCUCAUCCUGGGGACACUGGCUGUCCAGGCCACUGUCACAGGAGGUCGUGUUCCAGCGAGAGGCCGUGGUCCAUUCCAAGGACAUUAUUCAGCCCAAGAUCAAGAUCCCAUCAAAGGUCAAGAUCCCAUCAAAGGUCAAGAUCCCAUCAAAGGUCAAGAUCCAGUCAAAGGGCAGAACCCAUCUGUCUCCACUAAGCCCGGCUCUUGCCCCGAGGUGAUGAUCCGCUGCGCCAUGUUCAACCCACCCAACCAGUGCGAGAGUGAUGCUGAGUGCUCAGGAGCCAUGAAGUGCUGCGAGGGAGCGUGCGGGAAAGUCUGUAUGGAUCCAAGGUAGACCUGUGUUCGUCACACCUCCUCAGAUUCCCAGAUGAGCCCCUGGUCCCUGGGUACCAGCCUCCCCAUCUCUUUCCGGAUGUCCCCCUCUCCCUCCCUUUGGCCGGCCUCUCUCAACAGCUUCCAAUAAAAACCCGGGUCUGCUC
Messenger RNA from Sorex fumeus (smoky shrew), 516 nucleotides. It is a transcript of the gene PI3, whose product is annotated as peptidase inhibitor 3. Bases 3 to 371 code for a protein of 122 amino acids. Gene Ontology annotation, cellular component: extracellular region. Lineage: Eukaryota; Metazoa; Chordata; Mammalia; Eulipotyphla; Soricidae. The record is from RefSeq and is a predicted model, not a curated record. The transcript has 3 exons. Gene Ontology annotation, molecular function: peptidase inhibitor activity. Gene Ontology annotation, biological process: innate immune response; antibacterial humoral response.